AUGAGCUUGCUCACACCUUGUGGGAAUAGCGUAAAUCUAAACAAUUACAUUUUCGCGCACAAUCUAGCUACUAGAGGGUGCCGCUCCGAAGUUCCGGACCCGCCAAUAUCCAAUCCUGGAACUUUCGUCUUCUGGAGCAUCCCAUUCCGCCUCCACUGUCAAACGUGCCUUGUCCGCUUCCCCACAAAUUCUGAAUUUUGUGCGGAUACUUGCCUCCCAGCCAAUCUCUCAAAGCCCUCAAACAAACAAUCGCCAGUAGCCCGCGCUACAACGAUCCAUGCACUCCGCAAUUUGAUCGAAACUCCGUGGAGACCGCAUUGGUGUUAUUGA
Bipolaris victoriae FI3 is the source of this 330-nucleotide messenger RNA. RefSeq lists its product as hypothetical. NCBI's taxonomy places the organism in Eukaryota, Fungi, Ascomycota, Dothideomycetes, Pleosporales, Pleosporaceae. Bases 1 to 330 code for a protein of 109 amino acids. The transcript has a single exon. The record is from RefSeq and is a predicted model, not a curated record.